UCAUGUGACCUGUCAUGUGAGCCCGGAGCCAUGGCCGAACAUACUGUCACCAGCGCCAUCCUACGGCUGACCCUGGAGAUCAUCUACCUGCUGACCGGAGAGGAUUAUGGUCCAUUGAACAAAACCUCUGGAGAAUAUGGAAGAAGAAGCAGGACCCCGAGCCCCAUCACAGGGACCCCUCCAUCAGUGAUCAACGAGCAGAAGAUCCUGCAUCUCACCAACAAGAUGGUGGAGCUGCUGACUAGAGAGGUUCCUAUAAGGUGUCAGGAUGUGGCGGUCUAUUUCUCCAUGGAGGAGUGGGAGUAUGUAGAAGGACACGUGGAUCUGUACCCGGACAUUAUGGAGGACCCCCAGCCCCUCACGUCACAAGGGUCACCUAUCGGUGAGAAGAGUCCAUGCAACUACCUAGAAACCAAUCAUGUUGAUGAUCAGAAAAGUUCUAUAAAAUCCCUGACAGAACAUAAAGCGUGUGAAGUGGAGAUGGUGCCGGAGUCAGAGGCCACUGUACAGUCCGCUCCACCUAGAGGGAAGAACAUCAAGGAUGGUGACUGUCGCAACGCAGCAGAUCCCUCACAGAAGCAUCUGUCUGCUGAUUCCAGAGAGAAGUCCAUGUCAUGUGAUGGUGGAGGAAACUUUUCUACACCCACCGGUCAUCUUUGUGUUAAAGAGGAACACUUCCCAUGUGACGAUUCACCCAGGUCUGAUCACGUGAACCCCUCCGGUCAUGUCCGGAACUCAAAUGUUCAGGUUAAAGAGGAAUUAGUGCAGUGGGAUGGCGGAGGCCUUCCAGAGUCUGACUUUUAUGUCCCUGUCGACCUUUGUCCGGAGAGCGGCUUUAACAUGUAUCCACCAGUAGAGCAGCUGUAUACGGACGUGGGGAUCCUGGACUACGACAACUGGGACAUCGGCUCGGAGAACGUCGGUCACCCGUCGGUGAUAAACUUUACCGAACACCCGGAGAUCUUUACCGGUAGAUCCGUAUUUCCAAUGAUUUCAAGGCCGAUCCCCGGAGAUAAGGCAGCGACUUGUCCCGACUGGUGGAAAUCGAUGGCCGGUAACUCCGGUAUGGAGAACCCUACAGUGCGGCCGGUUGUUAGUUACGAACGAGAGAAAAGAUUUAACAAAACCCCCGACUUUUUCCACCAAUCCCGAUUCAUCCCGAGAGAAAGUCGGUUUUUCUGUUUCGAAUGUGGAAAAUCUUUCUCCACCAAACCGCAUCUCAUCCGGCACCAGAGGAUUCACACCGGCGAGAAGCCCUUCUCCUGCUCCGAAUGCGGCAAAUGCUUCAACCAGAAAUCUAUCCUGGUGACGCACCAGCGGACGCACACGGGGGAGAAACCCUUCGUAUGUUCCGUCUGCGGGAAGAGUUUCAUCAAGAGUUCCAACCUGGUGUCGCAUCAGAGGGUCCACGGCGGGGAGAAGCCCUUCUACUGCGCCGAAUGCGGCAAAUCCUUCAUGAAGAGCUCCAGCCUGUUCGCCCACCAGAGGACUCACCGGACUAGGAAGUUCUCUUAUUUCUAGAGGCGUUGUGGAUAAUUCUCUCAUUUGUUAAUUUAAUAUUUUUGUUUUGAAUAUAAUAUAAUGACUUUAUAAAAUCUUAUGGUGAUGGAUACGUCAGUAUUGGAGCGACGCUUGGGCGAGCGCAGACAGUGCAGGACAGCACCAUAAGCCAGUGUUUC
Messenger RNA from Hyla sarda, 1679 nucleotides. Its product is annotated as oocyte zinc finger protein XlCOF7.1-like. The record is from RefSeq and is a predicted model, not a curated record. NCBI's taxonomy places the organism in Eukaryota, Metazoa, Chordata, Amphibia, Anura, Hylidae. Gene Ontology annotation, biological process: regulation of DNA-templated transcription. The transcript is spliced from 5 exons. Bases 31 to 1521 code for a protein of 496 amino acids.